AUGGGCGACAUUCGCGUUUCAAUCGAUAGGGGCGGCACAUUCUGUGAUGUGAUUGCUACAGGCGCAGAUGGAAACAACCCAUUCAUCUUCAAGCUGUUAUCAGAAGACCCUUCAAAUUAUCCUGAUGCACCAACUGAGGCAAUUCGGAGGAUAUUAGAGAAGUAUGAGGGAAAGACAAUCCCCGUUGGUGAGAAGCUUGAUGCUUCAAGAAUUGCAUCAUGUCGUAUCGGUACCACUGUUGCAACGAAUGCCCUCCUCACGGGCAAUGGCGAAAAGUUUGCUUUUGCAACUACCAAAGGCUUCAAAGACGUCUGCGUUAUUGGAGACCAGUCUCGUCCUGAAUUGUUCAACCUCGAGAUCCGCAAAGCAAGCGUCCUCCACUCCACUGUUAUCGAGAUCGAUGAGAGAGUCACCAUAGAAGACUAUGAUCUGAACCCUCACAAGAAAGAAAUCAUGAACAUCGAGGGCGAUGCGAACUUGGUCAAAACUCCAAGCGGUGAAGUUAUCCGGAUCCUCAAGAGACCUGAUGAGAAAGUCAUCCGACAACACCUUGAAAUCCUGCGCGAACAAGGCUACACAUCACUUGCAGUUUGCUUUAUGCAUGCCUACAUCUUUCCAGGCCACGAGAAGGCGGUAGCCCGAAUUGCAAAGGAUGUUGGUUUUAGAUUCGUCACUAUCUCAUCUGAGACCAGCCCAGCGAUCAACUUCCUCAAAAGAAGCAACUCUACUUGCUCAGAGGCGUACUUGUACCCCAUCAUCAGACGAUACAUUGACGAUUUCCAAGCAGGUUUCAAGAACCCUCCUCAGAGGGUAGAGUUUAUGUGCUCUGACGGUGGCCUUAAGCAAGCCGAUAGGUUUCGAGGAAACGAGGCACUAUUAAGCGGACCAGCUGGCGGUGUUGUGGGUACAGCAAAAUGCUUCGACGUUGAUGAGGGGACACCUGUUAUUGGAUUCGACAUGGGCGGUACAAGCACUGACGUCUCGAGAUAUGAUGGAAAAUACGAUUUUCUUCAACAAACGACGAUUGCUGGGCGAACUAUCAACCUGUCCAUGCUCAAUAUUGCAACUGUUGCUGCAGGGGGUGGAUCCAUCUUAUUUGCCCGGAACGGACUCUUAGCAGUUGGGCCAGAGUCUGCUGGAGCGCACCCCGGGCCUGCAUGCUAUAGGAAGGGAGGUCCUCUGACCGUUACUGACGCCAACCUGUUUCUCGGGCGGCUCGUACUCUCGUCAUUCCCUGCCAUCUUUGGAGAGUCUGGAGAUCAGGAACUGGACACAGAGGUCGUGGCUCGAAAGUUCGAGCAUAUCACUCAAGACUUCAACCGACAGACGUCUCAGAAUCUUACACCCGAGGAGGUAGCUUCAGGGUUCUUGAACAUAGCUAACGAGACAAUGAGUCGACCUAUUCGAAACGCAACCGAGGCUAGAGGCUACGCUCCUGAGAACCACGAUCUCGUGAGCUUUGGUGGUGCAGGUGGACAGCAUGCUUGUGCUAUUGCUGAUAAGCUUGGCAUCAAGCGCGUAAUCAUCCACAAAUUGUCGUCGCUGCUCUCAGCACAUGGCAUCGCGCAUGCGGAGCUUCAGUAUGAGAUAUUCGAGCCGUUCGCGGCCGAGCUAGAUGGAAAAGCCAUGGAAGGGGUAGAGAACCUCUUAUCAGCACUGAAGAAGAAAGUGGCCAAGGAAUUAGUCUCACAAAAAGCUUCAGAGGAAGGCUUGGUCUUCGACGAGGCACUUGUGUUGAAGUACUUUGGCACUGAUACAAAUCUUUCCAUCUCCAAACCAGCUGAUGGAAACUAUGCUGCUGCCUUCACAGCUAUGCAUAUGCGCGAAUUUGCCUUUUCCAUGAACAGGCCCAUCAUUAUCGAAUCUGUCAAAGUUCGCGGUGCGGGAAGCACUGGCGCACCGAGCCAUGAGACGUCAGCAUGCAAAGAGAUAGCUUUGAGUAAACGGAUGGUGUUCUCCGACUAUACCGCUAGGCAAGAAGUAUACCUUGAUGGCUCAUGGCAGCAGGCAAGAGUCUUCAAACUGGACGAUAUUCCUGAGGGGAGUCUUAUCAUCGGACCGGCAAUUAUCAUCGAUGAGACACAGACGAUUCUUGUUGAACCUCUCUUCAAGGCACAUAUUCUGGUCAACUAUGUUGUCUUGGAAAAGAUAAUUUCUGAAGAACAACCACUCAAUCCUUCUAUUACCCAGACCCUAUCUACUUCGAGUACGCCGAAAGACAUCCUUAGCCCAAUUCAACUAUCCGUUUUCGCCCACCGCUUCAUGGCCAUCGCCGAGCAAAUGGGCAACACCCUCCAGCGAACAUCUAUCUCAAGCAGCAUCAAAGAACGUCUCGACUUUUCCUGCGCCAUCUUUUCGCCCGAGGGCAAACUCGUUGCCAACGCUCCUCAUAUCCCCAUCCACCUCGGAAGCAUGCAAUUUGCUGUCCAGGCUCAGCACCGCCACUGGAACGGAAAGCUUAAACCUGGCGACGUUCUUCUAACGAAUCAUCCUUCUUGGGGUGGGACACAUCUACCAGACUUGACAGUGGUCACACCUGUUUUCAUUGCAGAUCAGAUAGCAUUCUACGUUGCUUCCCGGGGUCACCAUACUGACAUCGGCGGUAUGGGUAUCACGAGUAUGAUGCCCGAGUCACGGUCCUUAUGGGAGGAGGGUAUAAUUGUACCCUCCAUGAAGAUCGUCAGCAGUGGCGAGUUUCUCGAAAGCGAAGUCCGAGCCGCUUUUGAGAAAGUCGGUACCUAUCCUGGCUGCAGCGCAACACGCCGUAUUCAAGACAACGUUUCGGACCUUAAAGCACAGACGUCAGCCAACCAGCGUGGUAUAACUCUCCUUCAAAAGCUCUGCAACGAGUAUUCGCUACAAGUGGUGCACAAGUACAUGACGGGUAUCCAAGAUAAUGCAGAGCUUGCAGUACGGGGGUUCUUCAAGAAACUGGCUCAUGAGCAUCCGGGUCCUCUAUCAGCGACAGAUUACCUUGAUGAUGGCACUGUCAUGAAAGUCAGGAUCAGUAUCGACAAAAACACAGGCGGUGCUAUAUAUGACUUUGCUGGCUCAGGUCCCCAGAUGUGGGGAAACUAUAACUGUCCCAUCUCUAUCACCCACUCGGCGAUUAUCUAUAGCAUCAGAUGCUUAGUCAAUCUAGAAAUCCCCCUGAACGAGGGCUGCUUAGCACCAUGCGAUAUCCGAGUGCCUGUGGGCUCUAUCCUCAAUCCCACUCCGACAGUGGCCAUCUGUGGCUCGACACUAGCAAGUCAGCGAGUAAUAGAUCUAGUCCUCCGUGCUUUCGGUCGCUUUGGCGCGAGUCAAGGUUGCGCAAACGCGUUCGGUUGGGGCAUGGGGGGCAAGAAUCCAGUGACAGGUAAAGUUGAACCAGGGUGGAAUUAUGGAGAGUCGAUUGGCGGAGGCGUCGGUGCUGGUGAGGGCUACAAUGGCGAGAGCGGCGUGCACGUCCACUCAACAAACACCCGCCAAACCGAUAGUGAAGUGAUAGAAAAGCGCACUGCCGUCCUGGUGCGAAAAUAUGGCAUCCGAGAGGGCAGUGGCGGAAAGGGUCGCUGGCGUGGCGGCGAUGGCAUUAUUCGUGAGAUCGAAGCGCGUACGAAUCUCAAGUUCAGUAUUUUAAGUGAUCGACGUGUGUACAGACCGUACGGAAUGGCUGGGGGUUAUGGAGGCCAAAAGGGCGAGAAUCUUGCUUUCAAGUUCAAUGAGGAGCAUGAGCUGGAAGCAAUCAAAAUGCGCCUCAUUAAUACCACCACACUUGAGGUCGAAGAAUUCUUUGACGUGUCCAUUCCUGAAUACGCUAUCCUUUCCCAUACGUGGGGCGACGGCGAAGUCUCACUGCAAGACUGGGCCGAUCGCAAAAACCGCCGCUUCAAGCCCGGUUUUCAGAAGAUCAUCUGGGCUUGCGCCCAAGCUGCCAAAGACCAGGUGAGUCACGUCUGGGUGGACACCAACUGUAUCGACAAGAGUAGCUCCGCAGAAUUAUCUGAGGCAAUUAAUUCCAUGUUCAGAUGGUACCGAAGAUCUGCUGUCUGCUAUGUAUACUUGGAAGACGUCCCCGCCAUGAGCUUAGAUGAAUGCACCAAGCCAGAGAGUGCUUUCAGAAAUGCAAGAUGGUUCACGAGAGGCUGGACUCUUCAGGAACUGAUCGCACCGCCGAAUGUCAGUUUCUUCUCCAGCGGCUGGACUCUGAUAGCGACAAAGUCUGAACUGGCUCCUUGCAUUACCGAGAUUACGGGUAUUCCUUGGUCGUGUCUCCUCAAGGGCAGGUUAUCUAAGGCGCACCCACUGCGGAGAUACAGUGUUGCUCAGAGGAUGGCUUGGGCAUCAAGUCGCUCAACGACGCGUAUAGAAGACCAGGCCUACUCCCUCCUCGGUCUCUUCGACAUCUCCAUGCCGCUGGUCUACGGCGAAGGCUACGAGGCGUUCACCAGGCUCCUCGGAGAAAUCAUCCAUAAAUAUGCCGACCAUAGCUUUUUUGCCUCACAGCUGCAAUAUAUCACUCUGCCAAUCGUGCCGACUUUGGUCCCCCAUUUCGUGUUCGGCGUGCUCGAUUGUUGGGAUAUCGAAACUGCUAGUACAAGAACAACACGCAACGUAUCACGAAUAUGGAUACCGCUGCUUCGGAAGGGUACUGGGGAAUCGCAGCGGUACUUGCGAUUAAUUUGGCCACAAACAUUCUUCCCCGUCAAGAUGGUUCAGAAGGACAUUAUGAUGUCUUACAAAGAAAAGGAGCGUUUCUUGAAAGGCGAGAAGCAUGUAGCAUCUGAUUCAGAAGAAAUUUCCGAUCACGUGGAUACAGUUUCGAUAGCUAUGCAAAGAAACAUUCUGGUAAAGAAGCCAUAUGCAACCAUCCUAUCAGUCCCUUCAUGGCAGCCCCGCGAAGCGGGUAGUCCGUUUCUACUCUGCUUCCCGCGAGGAACCGCAGACUUUCGUCUAUACGGUAUCUUUCCGAGCGACCUUGAGUCGGACACCGCAUGGGCAUCGGAAACACCACCUUUACUACCACUAGUAAUGCCGCGCCGGAGGCACAGAAUCAGAUUUGGAACAGGAAAGGCGGACGUCUACGCUGCAGUGGUGGUGUUCAAGAAACGACGAUCAAAGCCCCCAAGAUUUGUCACUAUCUGUCUGGCCAAUCUUGGUCACCCCGACAACAGGAGAACAGGUAGGAAGAUUUUCGAGCCUAGAUGCAGGGUAAUUCCGAACUGGUCAUCAUCAGAAGAUCAAAAUGUGGAAGCCGUCGAUUUUACUACCUUUCGCGAUGUUGACUGUGUUGGUGACACUUUGGUUACAAUGCAGAAGAUAGCGAGCAAUCCUAGAAUCACAGCUAAAGGCCGCGAGCACCGUUUCGUUGGUCUCACCCAAGUUAUUUUCGAUAGAGAGCAGAUGAUGGAAGAGCUGCGUUUACUGCCAGAUAAAGAAGACAAGACAUCGAGAGGCAUCUUGCAGCACUAUGGUCAGGAAUCUUCAGAUGAAGAGGUAGACGAGUCAGCCAUUGUUCAUUGA
This is a messenger RNA of Fusarium redolens, 5505 nucleotides long. RefSeq names its product Hydantoinase B/oxoprolinase-domain-containing protein. Gene Ontology annotation, cellular component: cytosol. The record is from RefSeq and is a predicted model, not a curated record. Gene Ontology annotation, biological process: glutathione metabolic process. Lineage: Eukaryota; Fungi; Ascomycota; Sordariomycetes; Hypocreales; Nectriaceae. The transcript has 5 exons. Gene Ontology annotation, molecular function: 5-oxoprolinase (ATP-hydrolyzing) activity. The coding region runs from base 1 to 5505 and encodes 1834 amino acids.